AUGCACCCGCAGGACCCCGCCCGGGGCUGCGUGGGGGACCAGCCGGGCCCCGCCGACCCCGCCACCCGCACGCCUGCACCCCCGCCCGCAGCCACCCCUGCACCGGAGCCCUCGGCGGAGCCCACCCCCGCCCCCGCACAGGCCCCUGGACCGGGACCCGAACCCGGACCCCAAUCCGCCUCGGAGUCCAGAUCCACCUCGGGACCCCCAGCCAGUGCUUGCCCAACCUCCAAGGCUGCCGCCGAGACCGGAGCCCCGCGCGCGUUCACGUUCUCGGCCGUCCAGGGGGAUGCCCAGUCCGUGCCCGGCCACGCGGACGUGCGAUGGACCCGCUUCAUUUUCCAAGGGCCCUUUGGGAUCCGGGCCGCCGGCCUGGGGACUGACAAGGCGGCGGGCAUCUGGAAGUCGCCGGCUGCCUAUAUUGGCCGGCGGCCCGGAGUGUCCGGUCCCGAGCGCGCUGCCUUCAUUCGGGAGCUGGAGGAAGUGCUAUGUUCUGACCGACCCCCACCAGUUAAGAAGAUAACCCAGGAAGACGUCAAAGUGAUGUUGAAUUUGCUGGAGGAGAAAGAGCGGGACCUGAGUACGGCGGCUCGCAUUGGUCAAUCCCUGGUGAAACAGAACAGUGCUCUGAUGGAGGAGAAUGGCAAACUGGAAGCAAUGCUGAGCUCGGCCAGGGAGGAGAUUUUGCACCUUAGACAGCAGGUGAGCUUGCGGGAUGACCUCCUUCAGUUGUACUCAGACUCUGAAGAGGAGGAGGAGGAGGAAGAGGAACAAGAGAAGGAGGAGAAAGAGGAGGAGGAAGAAGAGAAGGAGGAAGAAGAGGAAGAGCAUCGGUGUGACUAUCCUCAUGAUGCCCCCAAGCAGACCCCCCUGAAGGAAUCGCUGCACCACUGCCCACAGGUGGAAGCCCUGCAGCAGAAGCUGAGACGGUUGGAAGAGGAGAAUGAUCAGCUGAGAGAGGAGGCCUCCCAACCUGACACCCUGGAGGAGGAGGAGCAGAUGCUCAUUCUGCAGUGUGUGGAGCAGUUUUCGGAGGCCAGCCAGCAGAUGGCCGAGCUGUCCGAGGUGCUGGCGCUCAGGAUGGAGAACCAGGACCGGCAGCAGAGGGAGGUCGGCCAGCUGCGGGCCCAGGUGUUGAAGCUGCAGCAGCGCUGUCAGUCGUAUGGGGCUGAGACUGAGAAGUUGCAGCAGCAGCUGACGUCAGAGAAGGAAAUCCAGCUGCAGGACCUGCGGGAGAAGUACAUGGAAUGUGGGGGCAUGCUGAUUGAGGCCCAGGAAGAGGUCAAGACCCUCCGGCAGCAAGCCCAGGUGUCCACCGGCUCUGUCAUCCACUACACAUACGCCAUGCCUCUGGAGGCACUCCCUGGCUUCCAAGAGGCCCUGGCUGAGGAGCUCAGGACGUCUAUACGAAGGAUCAUCUCGGACCCCAUGUUUUUUAUGGAAAGAUACAAGCAACACUGCCGUUACCGUGAGGAGCGGCAGCAGCAGGCGGCGAGGUUCAAGGCUGAGGAGGGCUCGAUGCCAGAAGAGGAUUUUGUGUCAGUCGAAGACUUCGUGCCUGUGGAGGAGCUGGUGCCUGAGGAGGAGCUGGAAGCGCCCGAGGAAGUGGAGAAGGUGGUGCCAGCCGCCAAGGAGAGGGUGGUAGACGAGGAGGAGCUGGAAGUGGAGGAAAUUGAGGACUGGGAGGAGAUAGAGCCGGAGCUGGAUGAGGAGACACGGACGGACGUGGUUACCUCAGCCCUGGAGGCCAGCAGCUCGGGCCCCUCCCACCUGGACAUGAAGUGUGCCCUCCAGCAGUUAGCCAACUGGCAAGACACACAGUGCCGCCGACAGCUGAGGCAGAAGAUGCUCCAGAAAGGCUCCCCAACCCUGCAGCAGUGGCAGCAGCAGGCCAAAACACACAUGGGGGGCGGGAUCGUGGAGCAACGGCCCGGGGUGCCCACGAAGGACUUUCGGAGGCUGGAGAAGGACAGGGCCAAGCACCCUCCCAGGGCCUGGGAGCAAGAGGGGCCUUCUGGGGCCACCCAGGCCAUUGGGACGAAAGCCUCCGCCACCAAGGGCCACAAUUGGACCAGUCCCCUGGGCUUUGCUGUUUCCCAGCAGCCUGCAGAGGCCCCACAGACAGCAUGA
This is a messenger RNA of Elephantulus edwardii (Cape elephant shrew), 2130 nucleotides long. RefSeq names its product huntingtin-associated protein 1 (gene HAP1). The coding region runs from base 1 to 2130 and encodes 709 amino acids. Gene Ontology annotation, molecular function: signaling receptor binding. The transcript is spliced from 14 exons. Gene Ontology annotation, cellular component: dendrite. Gene Ontology annotation, biological process: neurogenesis; anterograde axonal transport of mitochondrion; neurotrophin TRK receptor signaling pathway. The record is from RefSeq and is a predicted model, not a curated record. Lineage: Eukaryota; Metazoa; Chordata; Mammalia; Macroscelidea; Macroscelididae.